Molecule: messenger RNA, 1083 nt
Organism: Coprinopsis cinerea okayama7#130
Lineage: Eukaryota; Fungi; Basidiomycota; Agaricomycetes; Agaricales; Psathyrellaceae
Exons: 4
Coding region: 1-1083 (360 amino acids)
Source: RefSeq, a predicted model, not a curated record
AUGACACAGGACGCCAACAUCGAAGCUCUCGUUCUCUCCGGAGAGCUGUUCAACGGACCUGAACGAUCGUCUUCGCCAACCCGCACGCCUUCGCCAGACAAUGACCCCGGAUGGCACGACGACGAGUACCAGCAAGCUAUGCAGGAACAGGGCACCAAUACCCGCGACCUAACGCUAGACUACGACUCUGACGAUGCACGGCGAGACCUCUACAAAGCCCAGCUCGCUAAAGAGAGGGACCAGCAAGAAUCUAUUGGUAUGGGCCCUGGAAGGACGGGUGUAAAGGGUGUCAUUAGGGAUAGAAAUGAAGCUGAGCAGCUUAUGAAGGAAAAGAAAGCAAAGGAGGUGGAAGAGAUGAGGUUGAAGAUGGAAAAGAGUAGUUUAGGAGGGAAAACGUAUCUGGAGGAAGAGAGGGAGAAGGCUGCGAGGGGUGAAAAGGCAGAUGAGUUGGUCAUGAAGGAGAUUGAGAAACAGAACGAGAAGAGGGACGUGUGGGGUAGGAAACGGGAAGGCAGGUUUGGUCAUCUCAGGGAGGUGGGAUUAAGAGGAUUUUUGGACGCCGUCGAGAAGGAAGACAGUAUGACUUGGGUAGUUGUCCAUCUAUACGACCCAUCAUUAGAACGCUGCUACCUCCUGGAUGACAGAUUAGGUCGCCUCGCCCGACUGUACCCUGACACAAAAUUCCUCCGAGCCCGUGCAGCAGCCCUUGGCUUCACAGCAGGCGGCUCGGCCCCCGCUCCCCCAAAACCCGCGCCUAGAGUAUCCAACAAACUCUCUAGAAUCCGCGAGGACGACGACGACGACCCGUACGGAUCAGAUACGGAAGACUCAAAGGAGGAAGACUUGGUCGAUGACGACGAUAUUGAUCUCGAUAUGCUUCCGACCCUGCUCGUUUAUCGGAACGGGGAACUCGUACAUAACUGGGUCCGAGUCGACUGGGAAGUAAAGGACUGGGAUAUCGAAGGAUUCCUCGACAAGUACCACAUUCUCCCUCAUAGAGGCGCUCAUCAUAACCUGGGUCUACCGAGCGAUGAUGAAGACGGGGACGAUUUCGACCUCGAAUGGAGUGACGAGGAUAUAUAA